Molecule: messenger RNA, 1884 nt
Organism: Salvia hispanica
Lineage: Eukaryota; Viridiplantae; Streptophyta; Magnoliopsida; Lamiales; Lamiaceae
Source: RefSeq, a predicted model, not a curated record
AUGGUUCAACCUCGAAUCAGAUCGCUCAACCCUGGCUUAAAACCGCACCCCCAAAAACAGCAACUCCGAUGCGCGGAACGUGAGGCCUACCGCCUGUUUGUCACCGCCUGCCCUCGCACAACCAUAGUAGCUGCCAGCUGUGCAGGUCAGGCAGGAGUUUUUCCAGAGGACAGUGUGAUCAGUGCAUCUGAGCUUAUCAAACUAUGGGUUGCAGAAGGAUUUCUUCGGCCAAUUGAUGGGAAAAGCUUGGAUGAAGUUGCAAAAGAGUACUUGAAAGAACUUGUUGAGAGGAAUCUUAUUUUAGUUCACAAGUGGGGCUCUAGUGGAAAGAUAAAAUCUUGCAAAAUUCACGAUCUCCUGAGGGAUAUUUGUUUGAGAGAAGCUGUUAAACAAAAGUUUGUUGGUGUUGUAAGGAAGAGGAAUCCCAAUGCCAGAAUUACCCAAUGCCGCAUUCUUGUUCAUCGUCGACACAGAUCAAAAGAUAGCUUUCUCUCCAAUGCCUCCAAUAUGUCACCUGAUGAGCUCUCUUUUAUAUUGGAUUUUUAUGGUGAUCUUUCUUAUAAUUACAAUCUUUAUCCAUUUCUAGAUGCUUCCAAGUUUGUGGAACCUGCUCGUUCUUUGAUAUGGGAUUCUUUUGGGCAUCGUUCUUAUACUUCUUCAAAAGGGGAGCUUGAGGGAUAUUUUGAAGGACUUUCAGAGUCACUCAAUCUCAGACUGUUGAGGGUGUUUAAAAUAUUUGGUCUUAAACAUAGAUAUUCAUCUUCUACGGAUGAAAUGAAAUGCGCAUAUUUCCAAGAUAGUGUAUCUAAGCUGCUGAACUUGAGGUACAUUUCUUACCCACAGACAGGGCACACUUUUUCCCCUUCAAUGUGCCGCCUCUGGAAUUUGCAUACAUUGACUGCUAGGCAUACCACAGCGGUUGCUCCGCCUGAAAUAUGGAAAAUGCCUCUACUUAGGCAUGUGGAAUUCUACAGCAUCUCUCUCCCAGAUCCUCCCGUUGAUGGUUUUGUUUUGGAGAGCCUACAGACUCUCUGUACAGUCACUAUUUGGGACUGCCGCAAAAAGGUGUUAAAAAGAAUCCCCAAUAUAAAGAAACUCAAGAUUCAUCAGGGGGAACUGGAGAGUUGGUCUGUAAUUUAUCUCAAAAAUCUUGCCUGUUUGCAUAAACUUGAAUCUCUUGAAAUCACUUCAUUUGGUGGUUUUUUUCAGCACUCAACUCCAUUGGAGUUUUGGAGCAACCUCGCCCUCCCACAUUCUCUUAAGAAGUUGACUUUGUUGGGCACUCAAAUCCGUUGGGAAGACAUGCCAGCAACGAUAGGCUGGCUACCCCAUCUCCAAGUUCUCAAACUGAAACGAGAUUCUUUCAUUGGAUCUGAAUGGGAAACAGUUGAAAUGCAGUUCUGCAAACUCAAAUACUUGCAGAUUGACGGUUGUGACUUGGUGCACUGGACAACAGAAAGCACCCACUUUCCAUGCCUUGAGCACCUUCAACUUGAACAUUUGAUAUUGAAGGAGAUCCCUUUAUCUAUUGGUGAAAUACCAACGCUUCAGUCAAUCAAGUUGGUUGAUUGCAGCACUUCUGCUGUCGCCUCUGCUACAAAAAUACGAGAAGAUCAACAAGAGAACUAUGGGAAUGAUGACCUUCAAAUUCAGGUAGAAGAUCAACAAGAGUACUAUGGGAAUGGUGGCCUUCAAAUUCAGGUAGAAGAUCAAAUAGACGAACCAUGAUGGAUGACCUUCUAGUUCUCUGGCGCAUAGUAUCACAUCUCGAGAACCCCAAUCAUAGAUAGGUCUAUUUAUUGUUAAGCCAUUAUAAUUCAACCGUGUAAAAUAGCACCACUCACCUUCAUUGAAAAAAAACUUGAUAUUUCUAGGUGGCUCCAA